CAGUCACCGCCCCCUGACCUCUGGGAUUCGUCAGACGCCCGCCAGUCCCAGGUGGCCCUCGUUGCUGUGGUGAUUGCUCCGCAGGCGCCGCGGAACUUGAGCCCGGGAGCUCCGAACCUCGGCUGCCAGAGUGGUUCCACAGAUCUCUAGAACAAUGAAGUCAUCUCUGAUGCCUCUGGGACCUCCUGUGAGCCGGGACCGUGUCAUCACCAACUUCCCUAAGUGGUAUACACCUGACGCCUGCUUGCAGCUCAAGGAACAUUUCCAUGGGCAGGUCAGCACAGCCUGUCAGCACAGGAACACAGGGACUGUCGGGCUCAAACUCUCCAAGGUGGUUGUUGUUGGCGAUCUCUACGUUGGGAAGACCAGCCUCAUCCACAGGUUCUGCAAGAAUGUUUUUGACCGUGACUACAAGGCUACUAUUGGGGUAGACUUUGAAAUUGAGCGUUUUGAGAUUGCUGGGAUUCCCUACAGCCUGCAGAUCUGGGACACAGCUGGGCAGGAGAAAUUCAAGUGUAUCGCAUCUGCCUACUACCGCGGUGCCCAAGUGAUCAUCACAACCUUUGACCUCACUGAUGUGCAGACUCUGGAACACACCAGGCAGUGGUUAGCUGAUGCCUUGAGAGAGAAUGAGGAGGGUGCCUGCUUUAUCUUCCUUGUGGGAACCAAGAAGGACCUUUUGUCAGGGGCAGCAUGUGAACAGGCUGAAGCGGAGGCUGUCCACCUGGCCAAUGAAAUGCAAGCAGAGUACUGGUCAGUGUCAGCCAAGACAGGAGAAAAUGUGAAGGCAUUCUUCAGCCGUGUCGCUGCGCUGGCAUUUGAGCAGUCAGUUCUGCAGGACCUGGAGAAGAGGCACAGCACCCGGCCUCAGGUCGGCGAUGGAGACCUCAUUCGAAUGGAGAGAAGUAUAUUAGAGACACAGGACAGCAAGAAGCCCCCCACCCUGAGCUGCUGUUAGCUGGGCCCAGCGUCAGAGGCCUCCACUUUGCAUGGACAGUGGCUUCUGUGACUUUUGGAGGGGUGACAUGGAGUUCAAAUUAUGUGGUGUGUC
This is a messenger RNA of Perognathus longimembris pacificus (Pacific pocket mouse), 1051 nucleotides long. RefSeq names its product RAB36, member RAS oncogene family (gene Rab36). Lineage: Eukaryota; Metazoa; Chordata; Mammalia; Rodentia; Heteromyidae. Gene Ontology annotation, molecular function: GTP binding; GTPase activity. The transcript has 11 exons. Bases 155 to 958 code for a protein of 267 amino acids. The record is from RefSeq and is a predicted model, not a curated record.